This is a messenger RNA of Uncinocarpus reesii 1704, 345 nucleotides long. RefSeq lists its product as uncharacterized. The coding region runs from base 1 to 345 and encodes 114 amino acids. The transcript is spliced from 2 exons. The record is from RefSeq and is a predicted model, not a curated record. Lineage: Eukaryota; Fungi; Ascomycota; Eurotiomycetes; Onygenales; Onygenaceae.
AUGCCCGAAAUGCGUAUAUCGCUUGGAACGAGCGCGAGUGAAGGGGACCAGGAGCUGCAGGUCGAGAGAUGCAAGGAGACGGACCCUGGAGUAGAAAAGCGAGAGGAAAUGCUGGAGAGGAAAGGUGAAGGUGUGAGGUUAUCAGGAUCAGGGCCAGGGUCGGUUCAAAAACAAGAAGUGAAGUUCUCCAUGUCCAGGAUUCACGGAAAGCGCGAAGAAAAGGGCGGGGAGGUAGUUACCCAACGUCACAGAGGUGACAACAGUUGCGGGAUGGUAGUACAGCAAGAGAGCACAAAGGUGAAGUCCACGGCAGACAGGCGAGACAGAAGAAGAAGACGUGGAUGA